UUGAAGUAGCCACUGUUUAUUUUGUGCAAUGACGAAAACACUUGUAAUUUUAUCCCUGGCUAUAUUCAUAACAACUAUAUGUAAAGCUUACAUAGCCAAUGCUCAGAACGCUGAUGUAGCCUUAGAUAAAAUUUGGCAAGGCAAUGCGGAAUUUACUAGAAAUUUUUUAAAUUUGAAAACGCAUGAAAAUCCGCUACAAAGUUUCGUAGCAUCGCCAUUCUCUGUAUUGUUUCCUUUAGCAGAACUAACACUUUAUGCCUCUGGAACAGCAUACGAUCAACUUUCUAAUAUUUUGAAUAUCGAUAAUAGAAAUGAGAUACGACAAGGAUUCAGAAAUCUCUUGGAUAACUUUGAAUCGUCAAAUAAUGUUACAAUUACUCUUGCUCAGAAAGUAUUCGGCAGUCUAGUAUUCCAAUUUAUCGAAGACUUUAAAUAUGAUACUAAAGAAUAUUUUGAUGCAGAAGCACAAAAUUUAGAUUUCAGUCAAAGCGAAGAAGCAGCAGGAAUUAUAAAUGACUGGGUGAAUACAAAAACAAGUGGAAAAAUACCAGAACUUGUUAAAUCCAAUAUGUUGAACAGCUUAACACAAAUGGUUUUAGUUAAUGCAAUUUAUUUCAAAGGUAAUUGGCAAACUCCAUUUGACCCAGUAGACACUAAACCAGACGACUUUUACGUGAGUAAAGAUGAAAAAAUAACAGUUAACAUGAUGUUUCAAGAAGGUUUAUUUCAUUAUGCGGAGAAUGAUGCACUACAAAUAAAGGGAUUGGAACUAAAAUAUGAAGACGAAGAUUACAGUCUUUUGAUUGUCUUGCCAACGUCUGAUGAUGAUUACAGUGUAGAAAGUUUAGUACAAAAGAUGCAAGACUCCAAUGUUUUUAAUGGUAUAAUUAACGAUUUAUCACUCGAAGGUGUUCGAGUACAUUUACCAUCAAUAGAAACUACCACAACAACUGAUCUUAAACAAAUACUACAAGGAGUUAAUGUUACUGAAAUUUUUAACCCUGAUACAACUGACCUAAGUGGUGUACUUGAAUAUUUACAACCAUUGUACGUUACUGUCGCUAUUCAAAAGGCAGUAUUAGUUAUCAAUGAGUUAGGUACAGAGGUAUCAGUUGCAAAUGCUGUAAUAACAAGUCUGAGAAUGGGUCCUGUUGGGGAUAUAGUUUUUAACGCCAACCGUCCAUUUUUAUAUUAUGUUCUAUAUAAAAGAAAUGUAAUGUUUUGUGGAACAUAUACUGGAAAAUAACGUCUGGGGCGAGUACUAAGCUUACAAAAUUUGAACUUCUUUUAAAGAAGAUCCUGUUAUUUUAUAUAAUACUACUUUAAAUUUGCAUGAAUUGUUUAAUACGGUAAAGAUAUGGAUUAAAAAUGUUGUGUUGUUUGUCAUUGAUUAUAUUUUUUUCACAAGCAAAAAGGUGGCAUACUUACUACUUACUCCGCUGGCGCAUCGAACCAAAGUGGGUCUUGGUCUCCAACACAAGAGAUCGCCAAAGUCGCCUGUCUUGCGCCUUCUCCUGCCAGUCCAUCGCUUGUAGUUCCCGUAGAUCCAGCUCUACGGCGUCUCGCCAACGGAAAAAAGGUGGCAUAGAGGAAUAAUUUUUUAAAAUUUUUAUUCCGUCCAUAUCCCAAUGUUCCUUCUCAUUUCCAAUCACUAAAAAAAUUCUAUUCUUCUAAAAUUUGCUUUGAUGGCCAGGCCAAU
Messenger RNA from Papilio xuthus (Asian swallowtail), 1699 nucleotides. RefSeq names its product serine protease inhibitor 3/4-like. NCBI's taxonomy places the organism in Eukaryota, Metazoa, Arthropoda, Insecta, Lepidoptera, Papilionidae. Gene Ontology annotation, molecular function: serine-type endopeptidase inhibitor activity. The coding region runs from base 29 to 1246 and encodes 405 amino acids. The transcript is spliced from 9 exons. The record is from RefSeq and is a predicted model, not a curated record.